AUGAUAACAUUUGAAAAUAAUAUGAUGAGACUCUGCUAACUCAAAGCCGAAGCCCAAGAAUUAAUCGAAAUAUAAGCUCAAUGUUGUCAUUUCUUAUUACUCUAGAAAAGUUUAAUUAAUUGGAUGCCAACUCCUUAACACAAAUUAACCAAUAUCGCUAGGAAAUUGAUGCUCUAAAACAACAAUCAGUUGAAUUGCAAGAUCAUUACGAAAAACAAUCUCUCAUAUUUCAAUAGAAGAUCAACUCUUUAACAGAAGAAAUCAAACUUUUGA
Molecule: messenger RNA, 273 nt
Organism: Paramecium tetraurelia
Lineage: Eukaryota; Ciliophora; Oligohymenophorea; Peniculida; Parameciidae
Exons: 1
Source: RefSeq, a predicted model, not a curated record